CGAGGCUAUGCCUAUUUGGACUCGACUGUCUGUCACGCCGAAACCAUGCAACCCUGAGAGUACAAAAAGCCCGCGGGUUACCAGCCAGAGUGCAACCUCGAAACCACUAACAUGGAAAUUUUCUUUUCUUUUCUUUUUUUUUUUCUUUGGAAAGAAUUUUUCUUUUUCUUUUUGCUUUUUUCUCCCUUUAAGGGGGGG
This is a messenger RNA of Aspergillus welwitschiae, 198 nucleotides long. RefSeq lists its product as uncharacterized. The annotation marks the transcript as partial. NCBI's taxonomy places the organism in Eukaryota, Fungi, Ascomycota, Eurotiomycetes, Eurotiales, Aspergillaceae. The record is from RefSeq and is a predicted model, not a curated record. The transcript has a single exon.